Molecule: messenger RNA, 2706 nt
Organism: Hordeum vulgare subsp. vulgare (domesticated barley)
Lineage: Eukaryota; Viridiplantae; Streptophyta; Magnoliopsida; Poales; Poaceae
Exons: 21
Coding region: 178-2427 (749 amino acids)
Cellular component (GO): plasma membrane
Source: RefSeq, a predicted model, not a curated record
UGUCUCGUUUCAUUCGAAUCACGGAACCACUCGACGAGACGAGACGAGACGGGGAGCGAAUCCAUCCCCAAUCCCACGCAGCGCAGCCACUGGAGGAGGCCACCGCAUCUCCUAGGGUUUCAUUCGCCUCCCCCCACCCACAUCUCGCCCCCCCGCAUCUCCAAUCCAGCCAGGGGCAUGGCCGACGCCGACGACCUGCUGGCCCGGAGGCUCGACUCGGACGCCGACGCCGACGGCACCAGCAACCUCUUCCAGGUCAUGCGCGCCGUCGAGGACGCCGAGGCAACAAUCCGACACCAGCUGGAGGAGAACAGCCGCCUCAAGGAAGAGCUGAUGCGCAAGACCACAGAGCUCAACAUCAUCAGGUCAGAGGCCGCAAACCAAACUUCUUCAGGCGGCCUGGAUCAGGACCGUGCCGUCGAGCCCUACGGAAACUCGGACGGGAAUAACAUGUCGUCGGAUGACCAAAGGUUGCUCCGCAACUCUUCUUCCCUGCCGGCUUCUUCUCAACCCACUCUGCCUGGCCAUCACAAUCGGGAGUACCUGGAUGGAGACCAGCCCGGUGGCAUGUCCCGAAAGCCGUCAGGGGAGCACAUCGCUGCCGAGGCUGGCGUGCGAUCUCACUUCUCUACACCGUCGUCGCGUUCCCUCUCGCCGACUAGAGCCUUUCCUUUCAGGCACCGCAAAGAAGGAGAGUACGAUUCCAGGCUCAACUUAGCUGGGCAAGGUAUGGAGAUGACCUCAAACAUCAUCUGGAAGCAGGAUCUCCUUGUUAAGGUUAAAGAACAUGAAGAAGAGAUUGCACACUUAAGAAGGCAUCUUGCUGACUACUCGGUGAAGGAAGCCAAAAUACUUAAUGAGAAACAUGUUCUGGAAAAGCGCAUUGCAUAUAUGCGAAUGGCAUUUGAUCAGCAGCAACAAGAUUUGGUUGAUGCUGCAUCAAAAGCUUUAUCUUAUAGGCAAGACAUCAUCGAAGAGAACAUCCGUCUGACAUACGCAUUGCAGGCAGCACAUCAAGAGAGAUCAACUUUCGUAUCUUCUUUAUUGCCUAUUCUGUCAGAAUAUAACCUGCAGCCUUCUGUUCAUGAUGCUCAAUCAAUUGUUGGCAAUCUCAAGGUUUUGUUUACGCAUUUGCAAGAGAAACUCAUUAUUUCUGAGGAGAAACUGAAGGAAUCACAGUACCAGAUUACUCCUUGGCGUGCCGAAUCUUCAAAUAAUACAAGUGGUCCUGCGCAGUCACCUCCUCCUGGAAAUGCAUUGGUGGCUUCUAGCCAACCCAGCCUUGCCAUUGUGCCCCAGCAACCAUAUUCUCAUGUACAAUCUCCAAUUUCUUCUCCCGUUCGAGCUAGACGGGAUUGGGAUUUACUGGCAAAUGACAACCGACAGGUCAUCCCAGCCGAGGCUGCCGCGACAAAUACAGAGCAUGGCAAUGCUGGAAGUGGAAGGGCCUCUCCUCCAAGCAGCAACCAAAUUACCAAGGAUGUUUCAGCACAAGGAACUGAGCGUGAUUCUCGUGCUGUACGAUUUAGCUUUGAAUCUGAGGAUCAAAACCCAUCAUUCACAAACCUUGUUAGGAGUGACGCAUCAGAAAACCUGGAGGGAGCUGAAACCCAAGCUUCACAAGAACCUCCUGCAGAGUGGGGUCCUGAAGGCGGACCUAGCUUGGCAUCUGGCCCUGACGAUGGCAACUUGCCUUACCCUUAUCUUCCUACUGUCCUUGAGGAGCCUAGCACUUCUUUCUCUGAAGUUGCAGAGGAUGACCCACUGCCAGCCAUAGAUGGGCUAAGAAUCACAGGUGAAGCUUUUCCUGGAAAAGAACUUCAAGCAAGUGGGUAUUCCAUCAACGGGACCACGAGUUGUAAUUUUGAGUGGGUACGCCAUUUGGAAGAUGGAUCGGUGAAUUACAUAGAAGGUGCAAAACAGCCCACAUAUUUAGUUACUGCUGAUGAUGUGGACUCUUUACUAGCCAUAGAGGUCCAACCUCUAGAUGACCGGAAAAGAAAGGGGGAGAUUGUGAAGGUUUAUGCUAAUGAGCAGAGAAAAAUUACAUGUGAUCCAGAAAUGAAGGAGCUCAUCAAGAAAAUUCUUUCCGUUGGGCAUGUGUCGUAUGAAGUUCUACUACCUGUUAGAUUUAUAGAUAUGUGGGAACCUGCGGUAUUGGCCAUAAAGAGGGAAGGCUACAGCAUCAAGUGUAAUGGACAGCGUGGUGUCGUUAUCACAGAGAAGUUCCAGCAAGCUACAGCCAUCAAUAUCCCUUAUGGGCAUCCUACCGAGUUUUCGAUCCAGUCUGCUGACGGUGCCGAGUACAAUCUCAAGCCUGGAGAAAACUCCCCGUCACGGGAUAGCAUCGUGCUGAUUCUGCGGCUCUUUAGAAUGAAGGCUGUUGAGAAGAGCAAAGGAAGGAAGAAAGGCAUCUUCUUCAAGUAGUGUGGAGUCGAUGAGAGUGUUGUUUGCUUGCUUGUAGCUGGGUAUUUAUUUAUUUGGCCGUGGUCGUACCGAGAUUAUUAUUGGUUGUAGACAGGGAAAUCAAGGAGGAUUAGGUGGUAAGUAGGUAGCUAACUAGCAAUUUCUGGCUUCUCAUUCAUGUGAUGUAUUAUAUUUAUUGUUACGGACUUACAGUUUAUAUUGUAUCUAUCAUCUCUCUGUUUGUCACUCUUCCAUGUGUGUAAAGGAAGUAAGAAAUAUGCAUAUGGUUGAAUUAUUCAA